Pogona vitticeps (central bearded dragon) is the source of this 540-nucleotide messenger RNA. Lineage: Eukaryota; Metazoa; Chordata; Lepidosauria; Squamata; Agamidae. The record is from RefSeq and is a predicted model, not a curated record.
AUGCAUGUAAUUGGGAAGAGCUUCAGCAUGAACAGUAAGCUUAGUUGCCAUCAAUGGGUCCACACAGAGGAGAAACCAUUUACAUGCAUGGAAUGUGGGAAGAGCUUCAGUCUUAGCAAUGACCUUAGUUUACACCAAGGGACCCAUGCAGAAGAGAAACCAUACAUAUGUAUGGAAUGUGGGAAGAGCUUCAGUCAUAGCAAUGACCUUAGUUUACACCAAGGGACCCAUGCAGAAGAGAAACCAUACAUAUGUAUGGAAUGUGGGAAGAGCUUCAGUUGUAGCAAUGACCUUAGUUUACACCAAGGGACCCAUGCAGAAGAGAAACCAUACAUAUGUAUGGAAUGUGGGAAGAGCUUCAGUCAUAGCAAUGACCUUAGUUUACACCAAGGGACCCAUGCAGAAGAGAAACCAUACAUAUGUAUGGAAUGUGGGAAGAGCUUCAGUCAUAGCAAUGACCUUAGUUCACAUCAAAGGACCCAUGCAAAAGAGAAACCAUACAUAUGUAUGAAAUGUGGGAAGAGCUUCAGUCAGAGAGAC